AUGAGGGCCCUGGUGCCUCUUCUGUCCCUGUUCCUCCUGGGCACCCAGGCCCAGCAUGGGGCCCAGUGGACCUACUCAGAGGGGGCGCUGGAUGAAGCUCACUGGUCGCUGCACUACCCUGCCUGCGGGGGACAGAAACAGUCACCCAUCGACCUGCAGACGAGGAACGUGAAGUACAACCCGUCCUUGAGGCCGCUCAACCUGACCGGCUACGGCAGCCAGGCCGGCGACUUCUCCAUGACCAACAACGGCCACACGGUCCAGAUCAGCCUGCCCUCAACCAUGCAAGUGACGACCGCGGAUGGCACCCGGUACAUAGCCCAGCAGAUGCAUUUCCACUGGGGUGGCGCAUCCUUGGAGAUCAGCGGCUCCGAGCACACCGUUGAUGGGGUCAGACACGUGAUCGAGAUUCAUGUUGUUCACUACAAUUCUAAGUACAAGAGCUACGACGUCGCCCAAGAUGCCCCAGAUGGUUUGGCUGUACUGGCAGCCUUCAUUGAGGUGAAGGAUUACGCCGAAAACACUUAUUACAACAGCUUCAUUUCUCAUCUGGCCAACAUCAGGUAUCCAGGACAAAACACAACUUUGACCAGCCUUGACAUUAGGGACAUGCUGCCGGCGGACCUCCAGCACUACUACAGCUACCAGGGAUCACUCACCACUCCUCCCUGUACCGAGAACGUCCACUGGUUUGUGUUUGCAGAUUCUGUCAAGCUCUCCAAGGCCCAGGUUUUGAGGCUAGAAAAUUCCUUGUUGGAUCACGAGAACAAGACUAUCCAGAAUGACUAUCGCAGGACCCAGCCCCUGAACCACAGAGUAGUGGAAGCCAACUUCGUGAACCAAGGUAAGGGCCACCGAGCAUUGCAUGGGAAACCCAGUCCAAGAAUACAACCCUCUUCAACACACCACCCCUUGGAUUCUGGAAGCUACAAGCCCAAGGUCAGACACAGUGAAGAAUAUGUUCUAGCCUCUGAGCUCCAGUCUUACCUAAGCAAGAUCAACAACAACCUCUCGUACUUGAGAAGAUUUAUUGAAGAGAAGAAUGUGUACAGAAGAAGAGACCCAGAUGCAGACUCGCCCCAAGGCCCCCAGGUAGUGGGUAAAAGGCCAGGAUUUGAACCCAAGCCUUUUAGGCCACCAGACUAUCUUCUGUUCGCAGAGACGGACAAUGAGCUUGGGGUGACCCUGGCUCUCUCAGCCACCUGGGGCCACCAGGAGAUUCUGCUCUGGCCCCGGGUGGGAGCACAGCUCCAAAUGCAGACGCAUCCGUCUUGUGCGGAGAGUUUCCUGAGGCCCUGCUCUGGCCGGCACCCCCUUCUGCAGGUCAAGGGCACGGUACCCCCACCCAUGAAGUCAUCAGGGCACCCGUCCGAUGCUCGUUUACCAAUGAAGAACCCAGGUGCAAACGCCUGA
This is a messenger RNA of Lemur catta (Ring-tailed lemur), 1413 nucleotides long. It is a transcript of the gene CA6, whose product is annotated as carbonic anhydrase 6. NCBI's taxonomy places the organism in Eukaryota, Metazoa, Chordata, Mammalia, Primates, Lemuridae. Gene Ontology annotation, molecular function: carbonate dehydratase activity; zinc ion binding. The record is from RefSeq and is a predicted model, not a curated record.